GUGUGCGAAGACGCCGAUGCGCUGUACGCCAUAGCCGAGUCCAGAGUCAAACAAUCGCUCAAGAAAUGCGACGACGACCGUCGCAAAUCCAUCCAGGCCAAAGCCGAGGCAGACAGGGCCAACGACGAAAGGACCGCAACACUGUCGAGUGACGCCAAGACCCACUCGGAGGAAGUCGCACCAGCUGCGCCAGUAGUGGCACUGCCCCCAGCACCCAUCAUAGACUACACCCCUCCACUGACUGAUGAAGAGAUGAUCCAGGGUGUUAUUAAAUCUCUUACAAGGAUGCUCAACCAGUUUACGAUUGACGGAGUUCGCAUUGCAAGCAUAACAGAGCAGUGGGUGUAUGGCGAACGCCUGCUCCAUCCUGAGGACACGGUGCACGACUUCGACCGCCAAUUCAUGCGCAAUGAGCUAUUGCUGGGGGGGGCCAAACGCAGUUAUUUGAUAGGCGAUAUCAUGGGCAAAUGCGCCGUUAUGCAUGUGACGACGUUUAUGAAGAAGCUGCCGCUGGGGGUCAAAGAAGAAGAUGUAUGGGUUGUUAAAUGGGCAUACGAUACCAAAAGCAAACGCUUUCGCUUGGCCGAUAGUCUCCCGAGAGUCACUACUUCCAACACCUCUGGCGGUUACCGUUUGGAACCACGUCCUGCUAUUGUGAAGAUGCCUAAGGCCGACAAACCCUCUAUAUACCGCGAAGGCUGGCAGCACGGCAUAGACUUCGGACUG
Messenger RNA from Sphaeroforma arctica JP610, 726 nucleotides. RefSeq lists its product as hypothetical. The record is from RefSeq and is a predicted model, not a curated record. The transcript has 4 exons. The annotation marks the transcript as partial. Gene Ontology annotation, cellular component: RSC-type complex. Lineage: Eukaryota; Ichthyosporea; Ichthyophonida. Gene Ontology annotation, biological process: chromatin remodeling. Gene Ontology annotation, molecular function: chromatin binding.